UUGAUAUUUACGGUGUGUUGUUUUUAGCUGUGAUACGGUAAUUUAUAAAAAAAAAAAAAAAUUGUGCUGCGCCUUUCCUUCAGUCUUUACGGCCCUGAUGUAGCUCAUGUGUCCGGAAGUAGCUCCGGUUUGUUCGGCUUCGGAUGUUUGACAGAAAGAAAAGCUCCAGAAAAGCAGCUGAAGAGUUGUAAAAGUUCGGUCCGGCGGCGGCUGGUGUGACGGGAGCCGGUCGGGCUGAUCCGGUGAACCCCCCCCGGGGGCUGAAACAUGGGCCUCCUGGCGAGGGUACGGAAGGAAUGGUUCAUCGUCGGGAUAGUGCUGGUCAUCUUAUCGGCCAAACUGCAGCCCAGCGUCGGUGUCAGAGGAGGGCCUUUAAAGCCGGAGAUCACCAUCGCGUACGUUGCCGUCUCGCUCAUCUUUUUCAACAGCGGCCUGUCACUGAAAACAGAGGAGCUGACCAGCGCGCUGCUUCAUGUGCGGCUCCACCUGUUCGUUCAGUCCUUCACGCUCGUCUUCUUCCCGCUGGUCGUCUGGCUGCUGCUCAAAGUGCUCGCACUCACCGCCAUCGACCAAUGGCUGCUCAGAGGGUUACAGACGGUGAGCUGCAUGCCCCCUCCGGUCUCUUCGGCUGUUAUUCUCACCAAGGCUGUCGGAGGCAACGAGGCUGCUGCCAUCUUUAACUCAGCGUUUGGAAGCUUCCUGGGAAUCGUAGUGACUCCAGUGCUGCUUCUGCUGUUUCUCGGCUCCUCCUCCUCCGUUCCCUUCUCCUCCAUCUUCUCUCAGCUCUUCAUGACCGUGGUGGUUCCUCUGGUCCUGGGUCAGGUGUGCCGUGGUUUCUUCAGGGAGUACCUGGAGCGGAGGAAGCUUCCGUUCGGCGCCAUCAGCAGCGUUGUCCUCCUCCUGAUCAUCUACUCCACCUUCUGCGACACCUUCAGCAACCCCAACAUCGAGCUGGACCCCACCAGCCUGCUGCUGGUCGUCCUCAUCAUUUUCUCCAUCCAGAUCAGCUUCAUGCUGCUCACGUUUGCCUUCACUACCAGGUCGGGCUCAGGAUUCAGCCCUGCAGACACGGUCGCCAUCAUGUUCUGCUCCACACACAAGUCUCUAACUCUGGGUAUCCCCAUGUUAAAGAUAGUGUUUGAGGGCUACGAGCAUCUCUCUAUGAUCUCGGUCCCUCUGCUGAUCUACCAUCCGGCUCAGAUUCUGCUCGGCUCCGUCCUCGUGCCGACCAUCCGGAGCUGGAUGACCAGCCGGCAGAAGUCUAGUCUGUUGUUGAGAUAGGGCAGAUUCCAUCACUACUCCUUCCCCCAAUGGUGAAACUGUCAACUCUUCAGCCCGUCUGACGAGGAUGAAAUGUUUCGAUGGUUCUGCACAAGCAUAUCUGUGUGUGUGUGUGUUUCUUUUGCUGUGAUGGAGGACUGCGGUGGAAGGAUACAGUAAUUCGUGCCUUAUUACGAACAAACAACAGAGACCUCAGCGCGGCGGAGGAGACAUGGCCCACCUGUCGCUUUGACUUCUUUCUAAGACAACAAAAAAACUCUGUCAUAUAUAUAUUAUAUUAUAUAUAUAUAUUCUUUUAUAUUUAAAAGAAGCAAAAGUACAAGUUUUAUUUUUAUAUGAAAUACCCCCAAAAAAGUCCUGCAAAAAGAAGACAAAUUGUGCUUCUUGAUUUGAAAAACUCUCAGCAGAAACAGGAAGGGGCGGAGUUACUGGGACCAUUCUCUCUUUUUACUUCAGUUUUUCUUGCUAUUUUCUACUUUUUGUAUUUUCUUAUCUUUCUUCUAGCUGUUACUGCCAGAAAACUUGGGACAGUUGCUCCAUUUAUGUUCUCGAUAGAAUCGAACAAAUGCUGGAUUUUCUGACAUUUAAUAUACAGUCUAAUAACGA
Molecule: messenger RNA, 1887 nt
Organism: Perca flavescens (yellow perch)
Lineage: Eukaryota; Metazoa; Chordata; Actinopteri; Perciformes; Percidae
Gene: slc10a7
Product: solute carrier family 10 member 7
Exons: 13
Coding region: 268-1281 (337 amino acids)
Cellular component (GO): plasma membrane
Source: RefSeq, a predicted model, not a curated record